Pelmatolapia mariae (spotted tilapia) is the source of this 3552-nucleotide messenger RNA. Its product is annotated as protein NLRC3-like. The record is from RefSeq and is a predicted model, not a curated record. Gene Ontology annotation, molecular function: protein binding. NCBI's taxonomy places the organism in Eukaryota, Metazoa, Chordata, Actinopteri, Cichliformes, Cichlidae. The transcript has 12 exons. Gene Ontology annotation, biological process: intracellular signal transduction. The coding region runs from base 1 to 3552 and encodes 1183 amino acids.
AUGGAGGGCCCCCCACCCCUGGGAAGGGGCCCAACUGAGCCAUGGCGCCAAGCCCUGUCAAGCCAGCAGCCCAGGAAGCCGAGCAACACCAAGGCACCAAUGGCUGAGGGCAUCAGCCACUGGCAGGGAGUCCAGGUACCAUCGCCCCCAGAGGCCCAAUCUGCCCCUAGACCCAGGAGAUGUUGCCCUUUUCCCUGGGGUGGAGACACGCAGACCACCCCUGGUCCUGCAGUAGCAGGGAGGCCCAGCAUCCCAGACCUCGACCAGAUGGCCAACUCCUCCUCCCAGGCCCCUGCCCCGAUGGUGAACAGAGAACAGGGCUCAGCACUCACAUCACUGCUCCAUCAUUAUCACAGGAACCAACCUGGACCUCCAGCCAGCUCUGUGUCCUUACAGAGUGACGAGUCGAAGGGCGAUGGUCAUCCUCCUGCAAAGAGGUCAAAGAUGGAGGCAUCUGUUGAGGAGCAGCUGCUGGGCAUGCUGGAUGAUUUGGGAGAAGAGGAGCUUGACCGUUUCCACUGGUACCUGCAGAAGGGAGGUGAUUUCACCCCCAUCAAAAAGAGCCGCCUGGAGAAAGCAAGCAGAACGAGAACAGUGGAUGUCAUGGUGGGAACAUAUCCUACUGACCAUGUGAUGGAGGUGGCGAGGUUGAUUUUAAAGAAGAUUAAAAAAGAGAUUCUUCAGAGGUGUCAACUUAAACUCAAGUCUAAGCUGAAGGAUGAGUUUGAGUGUGUGUUUGAGGGCAUCGCUAAAGCAGGAAACCCAACCCUUCUGAAUCAGAUCUACACAGAGCUCUACAUCACAGAGGGAGGGACUGCAGAGGUCAAUGAUGAACAUGAGGUCAGACAGAUUGAAACAGCAUCCAGGAAACCAGACAGACCAGAAACAACAAUCAGACAAGAAGACAUCUUUAAAGCCUCACCCGGAAGAAAUAAACCAAUCAGAACAGUGCUGACAAAGGGAGUGGCUGGCAUUGGGAAAACAGUCUUAACACAGAAAUACAGCCUGGACUGGGCUGAAGACAAAGCCAACCAGGACAUCCAGUUCAUAUUUCCAUUCACUUUCAGAGAGCUGAAUGUGCUGAAAGAGGAAAAGUUCAGCUUGGUGGGACUUGUUCAUCACUUCUUUACUGAAACCAAAGAAGCAGGAAUCUGCAGCUUUGAAGACUUCCAGGUUGUGUUCAUCUUUGAUGGUCUGGAUGAGUGUCGACUUCCUCUGGACUUCCACAAAACUACAAUCCUAACUGACCCUAGAAAGUCCACCUCAGUGGAUGUGCUGCUGAUAAACCUCAUCAGGGGGAAACUGCUUCCCUCUGCUCACCUCUGGAUAACCACACGACCUGCAGCAGCCAAUCAGAUCCCUCCUGACUGUGUUGGCAUGGUGACAGAGGUCAGAGGGUUCACUGACCCACAGAAGGAGGAGUACUUCAGGAAGAGAUUCAGAGAUGAGGAGCAGGCCAGCAGGAUCAUCUCACACAUCAAGACAUCACGAAGCCUCCACAUCAUGUGCCACAUCCCAGUCUUCUGCUGGAUCACUGCUACAGUUCUGGAGGAUGUGCUGGAAACCAGAGAGGGAGGACAGCUGCCCAAGACCCUGACUGAGAUGUACAUCCACUUCCUGGUGGUUCAGGCCAAAGUGAAGAAGGUCAAGUAUGAUGGAGGAGCUGAGACAGAUCCACACUGGAGUCCAGAGAGCAGGAAGAUGAUGGAGUCUCUGGGAAAACUGGCUUUUGAUCAGCUGCAGAAAGGAAACCUGAUCUUCUAUGAAUCAGACCUGACAGAGUGUGGCAUCGAUAUCAGAGCAGCCUCAGUGUACUCAGGAGUGUUCACACAGAUCUUUAAAGAGGAGAGAGGACUGUACCAGGACAAGGUGUUCUGCUUCAUCCAUCUGAGUGUUCAGGAGUUUCUGGCUGCUCUUCAUGUCCAUCUGACCUUCAUCAACUCUGGACUCAAUCUGCUUAAACAUCAACAAUUUAAAUUGUCCAAGUUAUUUAGAAAACAAGAUUCAAGCAUAGAAACAGAAUCUGCAAAGAAACUCUUCUACCAGAGUGCUGUGAACAAGGCCUUACAGAGUCCAAAUGGACACCUGGACUUGUUCCUCCGCUUCCUCCUGGGUCUUUCACUGCAGACCAAUCAGACUCUCCUACGAGGUCUGCUGACACAGACAGGAAGUAGCUCACAGACCAAUCAGGAAACAGUCCAAUACAUCAAGAAGAAGCUCAGUGUGAAUCUGUCUGCAGAGAAAAGCAUCAAUCUGAUCCACUGUCUGAAUGAACUGAAUGACCGUUCUCUAGUGGAGGAGAUCCAACAAUACGGGAGUUCAGGAAGUCUCUCCACAGGUAAACUGUCUCCUGCUCAGUGCUCAGCUCUGACCUUCAUGUUACUGUCAUCAGAAGAAGAUCUGGAUGAGUUUGACUUCAAGAAAUACUCUGCUUCAGAGGAAGCUCUUCUGAGAAUGCUGCCAGUGGUCAAAGCCUCCAACAAAGCUCUACUGAGCAGCUGUAACGUCUCAGAGGAAGGCUGUGAAAAUUUGUUGUCAGUGGUCAGCUCCCAGUCCUGUAGUCUGAGAGAGCUGGACCUGAGUACCAACAGCCUGAAGGCUUCAGCAGUAAAGCUUCUGUCUGCUGCAGUGGAGAGUCCACACGCCAAACUGAAUAUUCUGAGACUUAACAUCUGUGAACUCUCAGAGGAAAACUGUGAAGCUCUGUCCUCAGUUCUCAGUUCACAGGCCUCUAGUCUGACAGAGCUGGACCUGAGUAUCAGAAAGCUGCAGGAGUCAGGAGUGAAGCUUCUGUCUGCUGGACUACAAAGUUUAAACUGUAAACUGAAUACUCUGAGACUGAGUGGCUGUAACCUGUCAGAGAGAAGCUGUGAAGCUCUGUGCUCAGUCCUCAGCUCCCAGUCCUCCAGUCUGAGAGAGCUGGACCUGAGUAACUCUGACCUGCAGGAUUCAGGAGUGAAGCUUCUGUCUGCUGGACUAAAGAGCUCACAGUGUGCAGUGGAAACUCUCAGUCUGUCAGGCUGUCUGAUCACAGAGGAAGGCUGUACUUCUCUGGCCUCAGCUCUGAGCUCCAACCCCUCCCAUCUGAGAGAGCUGGACCUGAGCUACAAUCAUCCAGGGGACACAGGCAUGAAGCUGCUGUCGGCUGGACUGAAGGAUCCAGGCUGGAGACUGGACACUCUCAGGGUGGAGCCUGCUGGACUCCGAUGGUUGAGACCAGGUCUGAGGAAGUAUUCCUGUCAACUCACAAUCGACACAAACACAGUGAACACAAACCUCCAACUGUCUGACAACAACAGGAAGGUGACACGUGUGAACGAGGUUCAGUCAUAUCCUGAUCAUCCAGACAGAUUUGAUGUUGAACAGCUGCUGUGUAGAAAUGGUCUGACUGGUCGCUGUUACUGGGAGGUCGAGUGGAGAGGAAAUGUUGAUAUAUCAGUGAGUUACAAAAGAAUCAGAAGGAAAGGAGGCAGCUACUGUGUGUUUGGACUUAAUGAUCAGUCCUGGAGUCUGAGCUGCUCUGAUGAUGGUCCUCGUUCUAGUCUCCUCUGA